AUGCGGACGCUGGCGUUCUGUGCGCCUCCUCCAGGGGUGCGGCUGGCGGCAGAGCGGCCACCUUCAGCCAGCUCGGCCGCUGCAGAGCUGCCACGGCGCGCUGGCGGCAGCGGCCUCCUGCGGCGGCGUAGCGGCCUCGGCGCUCCGGGGGAGAUGGCCGACCUCCGCGCCGGUGGCGCCAGGCACGUCGCGGGAGGCGGCGCCGGCGCCGCCGAAGGGCCCGACGGCUUGGCACUGCAGCCGCGGAGACUGCUCGAGGCCUCCGCCGUCGCGCUGGCCCUCGAGCGCCUCGCGAGACCGCCACGGCACCGGGCCGUGUGGCCCUGCUUGGGCUCCAGCCUGCGCCCUGGCGACGACCUGCUGCUGCGACCUCGGCGGGGGAGGCGGAGCGGAGCGGAACGGCAGCGGCGGAGCGCGGCCUCGGCGCCCUGGGCGAGGCGGCCUUCGGCAGAAAGGGCGGCCACCUCCGCGCUGGUGGCGCCAGACACGUCGCGGGAGGCGGCGCCGGCGCCGCCGAAGGGCCUGACCUCGCCCUCACGCCAAAACGUUCCUGGGGGCCUGCCGUACGCCUUCGUGAACGCCGGGUGUGCGACGGCUUGGGAGGUUGCUUGA
Messenger RNA from Prorocentrum cordatum, 612 nucleotides. Lineage: Eukaryota; Dinophyceae; Prorocentrales; Prorocentraceae. The record is from the annotation of a GenBank genome assembly.